AUGUUUGCCGAUGACACAAAAAUUAAUAUUUCAAGCAAUGGCAAGACAAAUGACGAACUACAAGAACGCAUUAACGCGGACUUAGAAAAUGUACACCAAUGGUUACUUGCAAACAAAUUUACACUUAACAAAGAUAAAACUGAAUACAUGAUUAUUGGCUCAAGACAACGAAUUUCAAACUUAGUAACGGAUCCUAAAAUUGAACUGGUGAAUCAGUCAUUAAACGGGUUCACAAAUCAAAAACGUUAG
Messenger RNA from Paramuricea clavata, 249 nucleotides. Lineage: Eukaryota; Metazoa; Cnidaria; Anthozoa; Malacalcyonacea; Plexauridae. The record is from the annotation of a GenBank genome assembly.